This is a messenger RNA of [Torrubiella] hemipterigena, 411 nucleotides long. NCBI's taxonomy places the organism in Eukaryota, Fungi, Ascomycota, Sordariomycetes, Hypocreales, Clavicipitaceae. The record is from the annotation of a GenBank genome assembly.
AUGUCACUCACUCGAGUCGACCCUAAAGAUGUUUACUUUACGUUUUCUCGGCUCAGACCAAAGUUCUCCUGUGGUCGUCGUAUCGAAGAUACCCUAAACGCUAUCCGCAACAAAGAGCUUCGUGCCGAGGACCUCCCACCCAUCAGUGUCUUGCUUGAUCCUACCACUGGCGACAUGUUUAGCUUGAACAACCGUCGAUUAUUUGUUUUCAAGACACUGCAAGCCGAAGGGCUGUUGGAAACAGUACCAGUUAGAACAAAACCGGUGCCUCAAACAAAGCGCAUGAAGGAUAAAUACACAUCGGACAAGUGUGUAAAGAUGGCGCGACUGAUGGCGGAGAGGGAAGCUGUAGAGGCUUUGGACCCGAAUACGACAAUAGAGGGCACAAAUAGUGAUGGUGAAGAAAAGUAA